GAUAGAACCCAACAGCAUCUGACUUGAUUUCUUUAGUCGAAAAGACAUCGACGAGUCUGCACAGAUGGAGUCGUUCGAUACGUACCAGACGCCCCUCUCCAGCCGCUACGCGAGCAAAGAGAUGGCGCACUUAUUCUCUGCGGAGAACCGCUUCCACACAUGGAGAAAACUCUGGCUGAGCCUCGCGCGCGCCGAAAAGCAGCUCGGGCUCCCGAUCCCGGACGCCGCCAUCACAGAGAUGGAGGCGAACCUCCACCUCGACGCGGCGCAGUUCGCGAUCGCCGCGGCGGAGGAGAAGAAGCGUCGACACGACGUGAUGGCGCACGUGCACACCUUUGGGCAGGUCGCGCCGUCCGCGGCCGGGAUCAUCCACCUCGGCGCGACCUCGUGCUACGUCACCGACAACGCGGACCUGAUCUUCCUGCGCGCGGCGCUGACGAUGGUGCACGCGAAGCUGGCGGUCGUGAUCGAGCGCGUGGCGGCGUUCGCGCGGGAAUACCGUGCGCUGCCGACGCUCGGCUUCACGCACUUCCAGCCGGCGCAGCUGACGACGGUGGGCAAGCGCGCGACGCUGUGGCUGCAGGAGCUGUUGUGGGACCUGCGCAACGUGCGGCGCGCGCGCGACGACCUCGGGUUCCGCGGUGUGAAGGGCACGACGGGGACGCAGGCAAGCUUCCUCGCGCUGUUUGAUGGGGACCACGAUAAGGUGGAGGAGCUGGAUAGGCUGGUGACGGAGAUGUCGGGGUUCGCGUACGCGUACCCGGUGACGUCGCAGACGUACUCGCGGAAGAUCGACGUGGACGUGCUCGGGGCGCUGGCGUCGUUCGGGGCGACGGCGCACAAGAUGGCGACGGACCUGCGGCUGCUUGCGAAUCUCAAGGAAAUCGAGGAGCCGUUCGAGUCGACGCAGAUCGGGUCGUCGGCGAUGGCGUACAAGCGGAACCCGAUGCGGUCUGAGCGGAUCUGCAGCCUUGCGCGGCACCUGAUGGUGCUGCAGCAGGACGCGCUGAUGACUGCGAGCGUGCAGUGGUUCGAGCGGACGCUGGACGACAGCGCGAACCGGCGGAUCUCGCUGCCGGAGGCGUUCCUGACGGCGGACAUCGUGCUGACGACGCUGCAGAACGUGACGGAGGGGCUGGUGGUGUACCCCGGCGUGAUUGGGCGGCGGAUCGGGGAGGAGCUGCCGUUCAUGGCGACGGAGAACGUGAUCAUGGCGAUGGUCAAGCGGGGCGGGGACCGGCAGGAGGCGCACGAGCGCAUCAGGGUGCUGUCGCACGAGGCUGCGCGGCGGGUGAAGCAGGAGGGGCUGGACAACGACCUGAUUGAGCGCGUGCGGCGGGACGCGUACUUUGCGCCGAUCGCGGGGGAGCUGGAGGGGCUGCUGGACCCGGAGACGUUCGUGGGGCGCGCACCGGAGCAGGUGGACCGGUUCCUGGCAGAGUGGGUGGAGCCGGCGCUGGCGGACGCGGAGCUGGCGGGGGUGCUGGCCCAGGGGACGCGUGCGGAGCUGAGCGUGUAGUGCACAAUACUGCAGAUACUAGUAUUCGAGGUGAGAACUAAAUACAGGCGGCGGAGAUUGCGGCGGAGAUUGAAGGCGGCGGCGGGUGCUGGCUCGGGGGACGCGCGCGGACUGCAGAUAUUCGAGAUGAGAACCAAAUACAGGCGGCGGAGACGCGUGCGGAGCUGAGCGUGUAGUGCACAAUACUGCAGAUAUUCGAGAUGAGAACCAAAUACAGGCGGCGGAGAUUG
This is a messenger RNA of Heterobasidion irregulare TC 32-1, 1749 nucleotides long. RefSeq lists its product as uncharacterized. The transcript is spliced from 9 exons. Gene Ontology annotation, cellular component: cytosol. Lineage: Eukaryota; Fungi; Basidiomycota; Agaricomycetes; Russulales; Bondarzewiaceae. Gene Ontology annotation, biological process: 'de novo' AMP biosynthetic process. The record is from RefSeq and is a predicted model, not a curated record. Gene Ontology annotation, molecular function: (S)-2-(5-amino-1-(5-phospho-D-ribosyl)imidazole-4-carboxamido) succinate lyase (fumarate-forming) activity; N6-(1,2-dicarboxyethyl)AMP AMP-lyase (fumarate-forming) activity. The coding region runs from base 65 to 1519 and encodes 484 amino acids.